CCCGCAUUAAUAACACUUGAGCCAAGAUGGCGGCCGAGGGCGAGUACGAGUCGAUCUUGUGCGUUAAACCCGAUGUCAACGUUUACCGGAUUCCCCCGCGAGCUUCGAACCGCGCAUACAGGGCGGCCGACUGGAAACUGGACACUCCAGACUGGUCCGGUCGAAUGAGGAUCACAGCGAAGGGCAACGUGGCUUUCAUCAAACUGGAGGACAAAGUUUCAGGUGAGCUGUUCGCUCAGGCACCAGUGAAGGAAUAUCCCGGCAUCGCUGUGGAGACGGUCAGCGACUCCAGCCGAUACUUUGUCCUGCGGAUACAGGACGACAGCGGUCGCAGCGCUUUCAUCGGGGUCGGCUUCGUGGACCGAGGGGACGCUUUCGACUUUAACGUGUCUCUGCAGGACCAUUUCAAAUGGGUGAAACAGGAGAUUGAGAUCAAUAAAAGUAGCCAGCUUGGACACUCAGGACCAAAACUGGACCUGGGCUUUAAAGAGGGACAAACCAUCACACUCAACAUAGGGCAAGGUAAAAAGAAGGAUAAACCCCGCCCACAAAGCGCAGGAGGGUUUGGACUCCUCCCACCACCACCUGGAGGCAAGAUAGCCCCUCCUCCUUCAUCAAGCUCAUCCAAUCACAACAUAGUGCCGCAGACUACAGCAACAGGCUGUCUGUUAGAGCUGGACACCAGUAACUCCAACACUGUGGUUCAGUCCAAACCCACUUCAGACCUGUGGGGAGACUUCUCUGCUCCUGCCACCUCGGCUCCUCCUCCUUCAUCUCAACCACAGAACACGACCAACUGGAUCCAGUUCUGAGUCGCCAGCGUUUCCAUGGUUACGCAAUUUUUUUAUUCUUUAAUCUUGCCUGCAUCAGUGUUCGCUACUUCCUGUUCAUCACGUUCACGCCCCCGAUCCCGAAAAAAAAAUCUGAAUCACAUGAUCACAUGAUAUCGUCAUCUCACAGUUUCCUGACAGAAGUGACAUCACCGGUCACAUGACUAAGGGCUACUGUUUAUGUGAGAGUUUGUGCCGGUGUCUCCGCACCACUAGAUGGCUCUCUGAGCAACUCUAAUCUCGAGGGCUUUUCUUAUUUGUAUCGCCCUCUGCAGGCUGACUGGAGAACUACACCUCCAGAAGUUGUAAGAGUAAAGUGAAUAUUAAAGGACUUUUGUUUACAUUUUAUACUUAAUUAAAGACGUAGAGUAGUCACGUCUUCACCCUGGAGAAAAUUUAAAUAUCCUCCAAAUUUCUGCACUUAUCACCUCUAAUCCUCAUUUAUCACCACAGUAAUCAGGAUUAAUCAGAUUAUAUAUCAGCUGUGAGGUGUUUUAAUCCCUGUUUUUGCUUAAGCGUGUCAAUAUAAUGUUAUUUUACUCAUAGAAAUGAACACAAACGAUGUUCAUUUCCGAGAAAUAAUCUGAAAUUGAGAUUCAAACGCCUCAGAACUGAAGGCAGAAAAACUAGCUACCAGGAUUGUUACUUUAUCGGACGGAUGUCUCCAUGGCAGCAAAUGAUAUGUGAUCGUAAAAGUACGUUCACAUUCCAAGUUGUCGACUGACAUUCUCGAACUUUUUUAUACCAGGUGCCACCAGAGGGAAACGCAUGCACCACUGGUGGUCCACGUACCACAGUUUGAAUAUUUGAAUUUAAGUGACUCAAUGAUGGUAAGACUUUGCGAUGCCUGGCAAAGAGUGACGCAAAAUUCAUGAAUGCUCGCGUCUUUGCUUCGACUCGGUGAGAUAACGUUGUACAGUAAUAUCACUGCGCCGGAUUACAUCAUACAGUAUGCUCACUGUAUGGGAUUACUUUGUACAGUAAUCUCACUGUGGGAUUACUAUGUACAGUAUGCUCAGUGUGGCAUUAUAUUGUACAGUAAUCUCAACGUGUGGGAUUACCUCAUACAGUAAUCUCACGGGUGGUAUUACGUCGUACAGUAUUUGAUAUAUUAUAUUGAAUUAUAUGUUGUAUAUUGUACAGUAAUCUCACCCUGCAGGAUUACUUCGUAUGGUUAUUUUACUGUGUGGGAUUACGUUGUACAGCACUGUAAUCUCAGCAUGUGGGAUUAUGACAUACAGUAAUCUCAUUGGGUGUGAACGCUCCACGAGGCUUUGUGUGUUUGUGUUUCCACGACUGUGAAAUCUAUAUUAAUGUAUGUGUACGCGUUUACAUUUGUUUCUGUUGCUGCUAAAAUGUAAAUAAACAAGCGUCUCUUCAUUUCUCGCUCGGGAUUAAUCACGGUAUUAACACGUUCGAUUUACGACCAAUUUAGCGAGAAAGAGGCAAUAAAUCCCUUUUUAAAAGGA
Solea senegalensis (Senegalese sole) is the source of this 2299-nucleotide messenger RNA. It is a transcript of the gene necap1, whose product is annotated as NECAP endocytosis associated 1. Lineage: Eukaryota; Metazoa; Chordata; Actinopteri; Pleuronectiformes; Soleidae. Gene Ontology annotation, biological process: endocytosis. Bases 27 to 812 code for a protein of 261 amino acids. The record is from RefSeq and is a predicted model, not a curated record. Gene Ontology annotation, cellular component: clathrin vesicle coat; membrane. The transcript has 8 exons.